Messenger RNA from Haliotis rubra (blacklip abalone), 10861 nucleotides. RefSeq names its product myoferlin-like. Gene Ontology annotation, biological process: negative regulation of phagocytosis; macrophage activation involved in immune response; T-tubule organization. Gene Ontology annotation, cellular component: T-tubule; cytoplasmic vesicle; membrane. Bases 175 to 6360 code for a protein of 2061 amino acids. The record is from RefSeq and is a predicted model, not a curated record. Lineage: Eukaryota; Metazoa; Mollusca; Gastropoda; Lepetellida; Haliotidae. The transcript has 56 exons. Gene Ontology annotation, molecular function: calcium ion binding; calcium-dependent phospholipid binding.
GCAAUUAACGAUGGACUGUUGAUGAUCCCCACAGGUAGUGUGAGUUAUCUCCCUCAUGCCUUUAGCCUGUGUCGCGAGAGGGCGUCGGAUUUAGCCGAGACUUCAGCACUGAGAAAGUUGAGACGAGCAAUGGAUUUACUUAGUUGAUAAUACGUCAAGUGAAAAAAACACAGCAUGGCUCUUCAAGUGACAGUAAUUAGUGCCAACAAUGUGCCGAAUCCUGAAUCAUUCGGAAAGUGUGACCCUUAUGCCACCGUAGAUUUCCAGGGUACUCGGAAAAAGACACAGGUGGUAAAAUCUGAACUUGACCCAGUCUGGAAUGAGACAUUUGAUUUUGACCUGCGAGGUGUGGGAUUGACUGGAAGUGAGGAAAUUAUCAUCACAGUCAAAGAUUGGGAGAGAGUGGGAAGAAACAGGCAACUUGGUACCGCCAAAGUCUCAUUGCGUGAGUUUGCACAAGGAGAUCGCCAGGAACGCCAGCUCAACCUCAACCUAGUUGACGCCAACGAGCGCCCACUGCAGGCCAAGGUGAGCGUGAAGAUUACCUACUGUCCCCCUAAGGGCCAAGGCAGCGGAGGAGACGCAGGCAUCAUGGGAGGAGGCACAGUGAUUGAUGAUGUUGGAGAGGAAGAAGAGGAAGAGGCAGAGGAGGAAGAAGGCGACAUGGUAGAUGGUGCUGUAGACCCUGCUACAGGGCAACCUAUGAAGAAGAGGAAGAAAAAGAAGAAGAAGAAAAUGGGCUCUCGUCGCCUUCGUGGAAAGAUGUCACAGAAACCACAAGAUUUCCAGAUCCGCAUCAAGGUGAUCGAGGCCCGUCAGCUACAAGGUGCCAACAUUCAACCUGUCUCACGUGUCACAACCUUCAACCAGACCAAACAGACACGUGUCAAGAAGUCAACCAACAGUCCUUUUUGGAAUGAGUCGUUCUUUUUCAACUUCCAUGCAUCUCCGGCAGAGUUAUUUGAUGAGCUCAUAGAAUUUCAGGUAUUCAACUCCAGAAAACUACGGUCAGAUGCUCUCAUCGGAUCUUUUAAGUGUGAUAUCGGCCUGGUGUAUGACGCCCCACAACAUGCCUUCAUCAACAAGUGGCUCCUGCUCAGUGACCCGGAGGACUCCAUGGCGGGGGCCAAGGGCUAUCUCAAGAUUUGUGCUGUGGUACUUGGGCCUGGGGAUGAGGCACCGAGUAUGAAAUCAACGUCAGCAGACGAAGAUGAGGACAUUGAAAGUAAUCUGCUGCGUCCAGCUGGGGUACAGCUGCGACCUGCAACCUUCCUGCUCCGACUGUACCGUGCUGAGGACAUACCCAGAAUGGACUCGGCCUUCAUGGAGGGAGUGAAGAAAGUGUUCAACAUCGGCGAAGAACAGAAGGAGCUGGUAGACCCCUACUUUGUCUUCUCUUUUGCAGGAAAAGAGGUGAAGUCAAAGAUCAUGUACUGCUGUGAUCAUCCUGAGUGGAACCAGGAGCUUCGGUUAGGACUGCAGUUUCCAUCCAUGUGUGAGAGAAUAAAAUUCAUGAUUCGAGACUGGGAUCGACUGAAUGAAGAUGACAACGUUGGAACAUUCUGUUUACCAGUAUCAGUUAUAUCAUCACAAGGAGACACUGACAAGGACGAGGGUUUCCUGCCCACAUUCGGACCAUGCUACAUCAACUUCUAUGGGUCAACAAGGGAGUACUCUGAUCUGCCAGACGAGUAUGAGGACCUGAAUCUGGGCAAGGGUGAGGGUGUGGCAUACCGAGGACGAGCCCUGGUGGAGCUGGUAACACAGCUUGGAGAGCUGCCAGAACAAUCUAUAGCUGACAUUAACAGUGAUGACAUACUCCGAGUGCAGAAGUUCAUGCGGCGCCGGAAAUAUCGUCUACAUGCAUCCUUCCUGAAUGCCACCAUGAUCAGUGAGAUUGAUGCACCAGUUGAGUUUGAAGUCAGCAUUGGAAAUUAUGGUAACAAACUAGAUGAGAAUGUGGCUCCUUGUGCAUCCACCACUCAGCCCACCAACGCCGUGUUUGAUGGCUGCUACUACUACUUCCUGCCGUGGGGGAACACCAAGCCAUGUGUGGUGGUGGACAGCCACUGGGAGGACAUCAGCUUCAGGCUGGAGGCACUCAACUGUCUCCUCCGAAUCAUCACCGAUCUGGAAGCCAACAUUGAACGAGUUCGAAUAGGCAUCAAAGCAAAGUUGCCAACACCUGAAUUAGCCCAGCUCCUCAUAUCACUGCUGGACCAGCUCACGCAAGACUGUAGGAAGCCACUUCCAGAGUCAGUGUCAGGCCAGCAUAUAGCAACUGAGCUGGACAGACUGCUCAGUGCAUACCGCCAGAAUGAACUGCUUCACAUCAUAGAUGUUGCCACAAAGCUCAGGGAGAAUGCAACUGAUGUAAAUGAAGCACUCUCUGAGAUAGAAGGAUAUCUGUCAUUGCUGAAAAACUUGGCUACAGAGCCCCAAAACAGCAUGCCGGAUGUGGUGAUCUGGAUGAUCAGUGGAGAGAAGAGACUGGCCUACUAUCACAUCCCAGCCAAUGACCUGCUCUUUGCUGCAGAUCCUUCAUCUAGAGGACGAUACUGUGGACGUCUACAGACCAUUCAGUUGAAGUUCCCUGGCAGCAAGGCUGAGAAGGAGAAGAGGUUUGACGUGCCAGCUAUGAUACGUGUCAAGUUGUGGCUGGGUCUACAGAACCAAGAGGUGGAGUGGCACAAAAUGCAGAAAGAAGGAGAGCUUGCCGUCUUUGCUGAGACAUAUCAGAAUGAAGUAAGCAUCUUGGGAACUUGGACCAACAAAGGCCCCACAAUGACCCGCCCCAAGUGGUCCGACAGCCAAGGGAAGAUAUCUCUACCACAAGAUGGUUUUGAUCCCCCACCAGGAUGGCGAUGGGAUAGCGACUGGUAUGUCAGCCCCGAACUCAGUAUGCUGUUUGACAAAGAUGCUGGUCAUCAUCAGUUUCUGGAGGAUAUAUAUGAGUGCCAAGCCCGAAAUCUCCCAGGUGGGCGCUGGGGUCCAGCAUCCAGACCGUGGGCAGAUGUGAAAGGUGACCCGUGUCCGGCAAAAGAGGAGGUUCCUCUGCCUACAGGCUGGAAGUGGGACGAUGACUGGCAGGUUGACCUCAACAGAGCUGUUGAUGAAGAAGCGUGGGAGUACUGUGUGGAGGCAACUAUUGGUGGAUAUGGUCCUGUAGAGAAAACCUACCACUUGUGCCGGCGUAGACGCUGGGUCAGAUCACGUACCAUGGUCAUGGAUACGAAAAAGCAAGUUCAGAAGGUAAAGCAAGUGAAGCAUGAGGCCAGAGGGUGGCGACACCUGUUCGCGCUGAAGUUCCACGCACAGGAACGAACCAUGGACUUGGUCAGAAGAAGACGCCAUCAUCGCAAGAUGGUUGCCGAAGACCCCAAAGCUAGUUGUUUCUUUAGCCUAAAGCCUGUGGAGGGGGAUGACAAGCUGGAUGCUUCCCUUACUGCUCCUAGGAUGUUCCUGACCUUUGACAAGUCCUUCAAGUACCAGCUGAGAGCAUACAUCUACCAGGCCCGGGACCUCCUAGCAGCAGAUGACUCCGGACUCUCAGAUCCCUUUACACGGGUGUCCUUCCUGACACAGAGCAUGGUGACGGAACGGCUACACAAGACACUGUGCCCCACCUGGGAUCAGACACUCAUCUUCGGGGAGAUAGAAAUAUUUGGAAACCCCAAGGGGAUUGAAUCUCAACCUCCAGACAUCAUUCUGGAACUAUUUGAUCAUGACACAUUUGGUAAGCCUGAAUUCCUUGGGCGGUCCAAGGCACAGCCUAUGGUGAAGCUUGACCCAGCUGAUGCCCGCACGCCAGUUCUGCAGUGGUAUGAAAUAAACCGCAUGGGACAGAAGGGAGGCGAACUACUUGCAGCAUUUGAGCUGUUUCUGAUGACUGGGAAAGAUUUGCCAUUCCUACCACCUAAAAAGGGCAGCUUAUACCUUGUACCAAAUGGAAUCCGUCCCGUCAUGCAACGAACAGGCAUUGAGGUCUUGUGCUGGGGGGUUCGCAACAUGAAAAAGUUCCAGAUGUCCAAUGUGUCGUCCCCAAGCAUAGAGUUUGAGUGUGGCGGUCAUCUUCUCAACUCUGUUACCAUCAAGGAUACCAAGAAAAACCCGAACUUCAUUGAGCCACUCUUAUUCUUCGAUGUGAUGCUGCCAAAAGAGGAGCUGUACAUGCCGCCCAUGAACAUCCGUGUACGUGACCAUCGACAGUUUGGUCGAAAACCAAAUGUUGGUGUGUUUGUAUUAAGAACCAUGGAGGAUUUCCGCUGUGACCCCAUGCUGCCAGUUGCAGAUGAGGAGGAAGAAGGUAGCAUUGUAGGGAACGGUCCAGCCGGAGAGCAUGUGGUGGAUAUGCCCCAAGAGGAAAAGCUGCCAAAGAAACCUUGGUUUAAUAAACUGAAAAAGAAAGAUAAAGAAGAAGAGCCUGAAACAACGAGAACAGGAUCCAUGUUUGGAAAGAAGCUAUCGUUUCCGCAAUUGGAGUUGCCUGAUUUUAGGAAAAGUAGAGCUGAUAUGGAGGACCCAAACCUGCUGGAUGAGGAGAUUGACUGGUGGUCCAAAUACUACGCCUCCACAGGAGAGACGACAAAGUGCAGGAAGUAUUUGGAGCUGGGAUACGAUAAUCUUCUGAUCUUGAAAUCUGAACUGGAGAAAACAGAGGAUUUCAAUGGCUUUGUUGACUUCUGCCACAGUUUUGAUUUGUGUCGUGGAAAAAAUGAGGAAGAGGAGGAGUCAAAUGUGGUGGGGGAGUACAAGGGCUCCUUCCGAGUUUACCCUCUGCCACAAGAUCCAAGUGAACCCCUGCCACUAAAGAUUCUGAGCGAUCUUCCCAACAGUGAUCCAGCAGAAAGUAUCAUCCGGGUGUACAUCAUCAAAGCUAUCGAGCUGCAGCCGAAUGACCCCAGUGGUUUGGCUGACCCCUACUUGGAGGUGUUGCUCGGCAGCAAGAAGCUCAACACAAGGGAUGACUACAUUCCCAACACAACAAAUCCUGUGUUUGGCAAAAUGUUUGAGAUUAAUGCCUCCAUUCCAUUAGAAAAGGAUCUCAUCAUACGUGUGAAGGAUUAUGAUCUGAUCUCAUCAGAUGAUGUCAUUGGAGAAACGUUGAUUGACUUGGAAAACCGUUUUCUCUCAAAGCAUAGAGCAACAUGUGGCUUGGCAAAGUCAUACUGCACGGCGGGCAUCAAUGAAUGGCGUGACUGUAUGAAGCCCAAGGAACUGCUUGAGGAAUACUGUCAGAAGCGUCACCUCUCAGGGCCGAUGUUCUAUGGCAACAAUAGUGUCAAAGUGGGCAAGCGGGUAUAUAACCUAUCUGAAUUUGAACAGAACAAAAAACCCAACUCCCACUGGGGUCCCCCCGAGGAGCGCCUUGCCCUGGCUGUGCUCAACAGCAUGCCGCUUGUCAAGGAACAUGUGGAAACACGCCCGUUGUUCAACCCGCUACAGCCAGGGAUAGAACAGGGCAAGCUGCAGAUGUUUGUGGAUAUAUUCCCCAAGUCGCUGGGGGAACCAGGGCCACCCUUUGACAUCAUUCCCAGAAAACCAAAAGGGUAUGUACUGAAGAUCAUCGUCUGGAACACUGUGGACGUUGUGCUGGAGGAAGAGUCCAUCACGGGGGAGAAGAUGAGUGAUAUCUAUGUGGUUGGCUGGCUCCAGGGGAUUGACGAGAAGCAGGAGACUGAUGUCCAUUACAGAUCUUUGGAUGGAACAGGCAACUUCAACUGGAGAUUUGUAUUCCCAUUUGAGUACCUGCCGGCAGAGCAGACAAUGGUGGUGCGGAAGAAGGAACACUUCUGGAGUCUGGAUGAGACUGAGCUUCAUCUAUCCCCAAUGCUCUCCUGUCAGAUAUGGGACAAUGACAAGUUCUCAGCUGAUGACUUCCUUGGAACUUUGGAUGUCAAUCUGAACUCCAUCCCUCGGCCAGCAAAGAAGGCCUCGUCUUGUUCCCUGAAAACCAUCCCUGAUAUGAACAACACUAAUGCAGUAAAGAUGGUGUCACUAUUUGAGUGUCGGAGACUGCGGGGCUUUUGGCCAUGUUACAGUGACGAAUCCGGAGAGCGAUUGCUUACGGGAAAAAUUGAAAUGGAGCUAGAGUUGUUGACAGCUGAGGAGGCUGUCGAGAAGGAAUCCGGCCUGGGUCAGGAGGAGCCCAACAUGCACCCACAUCUUGACCCUCCCAAGCGGCCAGAAACUUCCUUCAUGUGGUUCACAAGUCCAUUCAAGACUCUGAAGUACAUCAUCUGGCGCAACUACAAGUGGUACAUCAUCAGCUCCUUCGUCAUCCUCAUCCUCAUCCUCCUUGUUGUGCUCUUCGUCUACUCCUUCCCAGGGGAGAUUUCAAGGAAGAUUGUUGGCAACUAGACAGAUGAUAGAUGCUGUGCUGCCUCACCUGCCACCGAUGUGUGUAUAUUGUUGGAUGCAGGCUUCACAAGACCUUGUACAGUCUGUCAGUCACUGGUGUACAGUGGCAGACCAUCUUGUUACAUACCUACUCUUGCAUGUACAGUGUAGGGCUUCAUUCCAUCAUACUGUGUGGUGACAGGGGUCCUUUCAACAAUAUAUUUUUGCAUACAUAUAGAUAGGUAAAGUUAUUCCCAAUGAACACGUUUCUGUAUAACUAAAUGUUGUAUGGCUGUGAGACAUUUUCGACCAGUGAUAGUUCUAGUCUUUUUGACAGCUUGCUGAAAAUGAUUUCAGGUCUCAGGGUACUGUGAUGUGUGUUUGUACACUCGCAGCUGUAGGAUGUGUGUAACAUGGAUACUGAUGUACAGUGAUGGCUGUAACAUGGGUACUGAUGUACAGUGAUGGCUGUAACAUGGGUACUGAUGUAUGGUGAUGGCUGUAACAUGGGUACUGAUGUACAGUGAUGGCUGUAACAUGGGUACUGAUGUACAGUGAUGGCUGUAACAUGGGUACUGAUGUACAGUGAUGGCUGUAACAUGGGUACUGAUGUACACUUAUGGCUGUAACAUGGGUACUGAUGUACACUUAUGGCUGUAGGAUGGGGCAAGUGUUUACACACAGUCAUAUUGGUCCUGACAGUUGCAGUGUAUGUGACAGUUUCUGCAGCAUGCUCCAGUAAAACUUAGUCUGCAGCAUUAUUCAAUACCAGAGGGUACUGUUUGUACAUUUACCAUGUUAACAACAACCAAUUGGAGCAAAGCAAAUUGGCAAUCAAAUCUAUAAGUGAUAAAUAACUAUUGAUGACAUAACCCAGGGUUUACUGAUGUUAUGAGAUAUUUUGUUCAGUGGAAUGUGAUAUAUUGCAAGUGUAUCAUUGUGAUGGUAUUUAUGGUAGGUGUCUGUAAUGCUGUGUCACCAUCAGUGCCAAUUCUGUUUCUGCAUAGCUGGUGAAUCUCAGUAUAUAUUUAAAUGUAUUCUUCUGCAAUAUGAGUGAGAUUUGUAUCCUUGUUACUCACUGUGUCUCCUGAGUGGCCUACUUGGAGUGCACUACACCCAGUCUCUGCCCCCCUUCACAUGUAGUUGUGGGCACUGUUAUAUAUGCUAGUAUAGUUUGGGGUAAUAGGAAAGCGCCAACAAGAUUUGACAUUGAUUUUGACUGAUACCUUCUAUGAGUGUUGAAUUGUUUACAUUGCUAAUACCACUGUAUGAAACACAAUGUGUCACAAUGUAUAGAUAUAUUUACUUGGUUCAUAUACCUUCAGUAGUAGUGCAGAUUGCCUGACAUCAACACAUGUCUGUUAAGACUGCAAUAUAUUGGUUGUCUAUGUUCCUCAGCUCAGUGUGGUGGUUGACAUCAUUUAGUGUAAGGGUCUUGUCCCACAACAAUUGCUUUGUUGUAAUCUGCAGCUGAAGAAUGUACACUUUGUUUCUGACUUAUCCCGCUUUCAGUUCUAACCAGACUGCUUUAAAACAUUGAACAACUUCUUCAGUUAGUAAUGUGAACAUUAGGGGUGUUCACUGUGACUGCGUGCUCAUGUCGUGGAGUGUUCACUGUGACGGCGUGCUCAUGUCGUGGAGUGUUCACUGUGACCACGUGUUCAUGUCGUGGAGUGUUCACUGUGACCACGUGUUCAUGUGGUGGGGUGUUCACCGUGACCGCGUGUUCAUGUGGUGGGGUGUUCACCAUGACCACGUGUUCAUGUGGUGGGGUGUUCACUGUGACGGCGUGCUCAUGUCGUGGAGUGUUCACUGUGAUAACCGUGCUCAUGUCGUGGAGUGUUCACUGUGACCACGUGCUCAUGUCGUGGAGUGUUCACUGUGAUGGCGUGCUCAUGUCGUGGAGUGUUCACUGUGACCACGUGUUCAUGUGGUGGGGUGUUCACCAUGACCGCGUGUUCAUGUGGUGGGGUGUUCACCAUGACCACGUGUUCAUGUGGUGGGGUGUUCACUGUGACCGCGUGUUCACGUGGUGGGGUGUUCACCGUGACCACGUGUUCAUGUGGUGGGGUGUUCACCGUGACUGCAUGUUCAUGUGGUGGGGUGUUCACUGUGACGGCAUGUUCAUGUGGUGGGGUGUUCACCAUGACCACGUGUUCAUGUGGUGGGGUGUUCACCAUGACCACGUGUUCAUGUGGUGGGGUGUUCACUGUGAUGGUGUGCUCAUGUCGUGGAGUGUUCACCGUGACCCACGUGUUCAUGUGGUGGGGUGUUCACCGUGACUGCAUGUUCAUGUGGUGGGGUGUUCACUGUGACGGCAUGUUCAUGUGGUGGGGUGUUCACCAUGACCGCGUGUUCAUGUGGUGGGGUGUUCACGGUGACCGCGUGUUCAUGUGGUGGGGUGUUCACCAUGACGGCGUGUUCAUGUGGUGGGGUGUUCACUGUGACGGCGUGUUCAUGUGGUGGGGUGUUCACUGUGAUGACAUGUUCAUCAUGGUGGGGUGUUCACUGUGACGGCAUGUUCAUGUGGUGGGGUGUUCACCGUGACGGCAUGUUCAUGUGGUGGGGUGUUCACCAUGACCACGUGUUCAUGUGGUGGGGUGUUCACUGUGACCGCGUGUUCAUGUGGUGGGGUGUUCACUGUGACGGCGUGUUCAUGUGGUGGGGUGUUCACUGUGACCGCGUGUUCAUGUGGUGGGGUGUUCACUGUGACCACGUGUUCAUGUGGUGGGGUGUUCACUGUGACGGCGUGCUCAUGUCGUGGAGUGUUCACUGUGAAGGGCUGCUGGUUGCUCCUGUAUUAUUCCAUCAGUCUGGGUUAACCAUGUUGGGCGAAUCAACAUACCAAACUCCCAGGUUCAAUUUCAUGCUUUGGUACAAUGUCUGCAGUGCAUUUUGUGUUUCUUCCCCGUUAUUUGAUGCUUGGAAUAUUGAUGAAAAUGAUGUAGAGCCCAACUCACUCAUUCAACCCUUAAUGAGCUUGCAACAAACAUGACAGGAUGUUUUUGUCAGCUGAGAAUAUUAGCUUCAGCCGCUACAAGCAUAUGUAGCACUCACAAGAAGUAGAAGACAACCCAAUUCUCAUGUUCACCCAGUGCUGGUCAUGAAUUGAUAAUUGACACUGAAAUUUGGAACCAUCAUCAUCAUAUUUGAAUUUGAAUUUGUGAUGUUGCAUUUGUUGAUUGAUGCUUUACGUAUCAAAAAAUGGUAAUUCAAAACAUGAAAUUGUCUUUUGUCUGUGAAAAAAAUUUAUUAAUAGAUGCAUAAUGUCAGUGAUGUUAGUUAAGAUUGUUUAACAAACUUUUCCAGAUUGGUAAACAUUUACCAAAUUUUGUGCAAUAUCCUGUAAGUCUGACCAUGUCUUUCUCAGAACAAAACUAAUGGUAGUCGUUUUGUCUAAUAAAUGAAGCAAAUGAUGAGGUUAAACAUGAACAAAGAUUGUAACAUGUGUUCCAGUUUGCACUAUUGCCUGGAAGUACUGACUGGCUCUGGAUUAGCUAUCAUUGAACUUUUCCCAUAGCAGAAUGCAACGUCUCUACCACAUCCCUGGUUCCAGACAGGCCUGGGUUUGGAGGAUAUUGCCUUCACCCAGCACUGCAUUGGAAGACAUGUGAUGAUUACUUAUUUCAUGGGCUGUUUACUGAAGCCCUGGUGUAUAUAUCUGCCUGGAUUCAUCUGUAUCUUCACUGUCUGCAAAUGCCUUAAACAUAGUAUGUUGGAAAUCUUCUCUGCCUGCAACUGCCUCCCGUAUUGCAAGUUGGGCAUCAUCUCUGUUUGCAACUGCCUUCCACAUGGCAAGUUGGCCAUCUCACUGUCUUCACCUACCGUCUUCUCUGUCUGCAAUUGUCUUCCACCUUUUCUCUUUUUAACUCCUUGUAUCAUGCAUGACAAGUCACAGUUACUGUCAUUAUCUACAACUGCCCAACAUUUGCAAUGGAUGCUUUGAGAACACUAAAGAUAAUCACCCAUGAAAACUGAUAACUAUCUUCAUUUUACAGCAUUCAUAUCAUAUGUUGGGGAUGGGUUUUAUUUUUUCUUUCAUUUUGUACUGCAUAUUUAGUUGAAUCAUAUGAUCAAUAAUACCUUUACUUAUUCCAAUUUUUAUUUUAAAAACGCCCUUGUUUUGUGCCAUGCAUGAUGUCUGUAUGCCAGAGACUGACCAUAUGUUUCUUCAUGAGAUAUAUUCCUGAGAAUUAUUUUGAGAUCAAAUGAAUGUUUUCCAAACUUUUGACCAUAAAGCUUUAUUAAGAGACAAACCCAAGGCCCGAUGAUGGCUGCCUUCCUUCUAGCUACUGUGGCUGGCUGUACCUGCUGAUGACUAACAAUACUGGUCAGGAUGAUGUAUUACUGAAUGCCACAGCUUACCAGACAGCAAUGGUUGUUUCAUCCUUCUUGGAUGGUAUUUAUACUCACCUCUAAUUUUGUCACCUUUUUUGUUUUCUAUGUCAACAUAUUUAUCUACUGUGUUAAUGUAUACAUCUUGCUCUUUAUAAUAUCUACUCAUUAAAGACUUGUAAAAACA